AUGUCUUUCACCGAUUAUGACCGGAAAGCGUUCUCGAUGAUGGCAGACAUCCUCGUUUCGUCCCCCGACCUGAUUGCGCUCCACAAGCAGUUCGAUGCUGUAUAUUUCCGUCGUGUUCUCGCAGAACGGCUCGAGUCUCUCUUCCAGGAUCUGGAAGUCGAAGCUCCAGUGCCAGUCAGGUUCCAAAUCAAAUCGUUCUUCGGAAAUUUGAAGCGGCGUCGUCAGGUGCUCUCGGACGUCUGUGAUAAUCUGGAUAUAUUCCACCACGCUAUGCUUCCGGCGAAGUUGUCUGGCACUGCAGAGCUGGACUCAAGCAAAAGCUUGAUUCAUGCAACGGACCCUCGAUCGCAGCGUGGAUUGAACACCCGCAAGCAUCGGGAUUUAAGGCGAGCCAAAUCACCAAGUCCAGCGGCUAGCGAAGGCGGUAGCAAAAGGCUCAGACCUCCUGAUGUCUCUUGGCAAGGCCGAAUUUCUACCAAGAAUGCUACUAAGGAUGCAUGCGUCGAGUGUCGACGACGCAAGAUACGUUGUGAUGGCGAUCAGCCUUGCGCUCAGUGUGUUUGGUGCCAGCAUCCGGAGCUAUGUGUGUACCCGAAGUUGGCAUCGAAGGCCCGUCCAUCGCACAAGAACGAGCAGACCGUAAAAGAGUUUACCGAGCAGACUUAUGCCGGCGUGGAGCAAGCCAAACGUUUCAUCCUGGGUAGCUCGUCACUUGCCUCGCACGAGACAGCGAUCAGGAAAGAGACGACCAAUCGGAACCACGCUCUAGAUGAUGCGCUCCUCACGAUGGAUCUGGGCCACAUCUCCGAACUUCUUGAGAGCGAGUUCGAUCUCGUCGCUGUGGGAUCAUGGUCCUGGCUGCAUGAGCUACGAGACGAAGGAAUCGAAGUUGCAGAAAUUGCAGAACUGCUCUAUGAGCAAGAGAAGGAUCGUCCAUGGAUAUAUUUUGAUCGUCCCCAAGGCCACGGAAAGAGACCGCAGAUGCACUCUCACAUUGAAGGAUGUGUUCACAAUGGUGUCUCUCCGAUGACAGGACAAGAACAUCCCAGCUUGUAUGACUUCCUUCUAAAGCCCAAGAAUAUCACCUCAUCCGAGUCCAGAGCAUCUCGACCAGACACACACGGGACUAUUGCCACUCUGUGCGGCUUGGCGGGCAUAGUGCCGCCUCCAAAGAGGCGAUUCAGUUGGGAUGGAGACAUCCGGUUUCAGUGCGACAGCAUAGCUUUGGUAUCCUAUCUCUCGGAUAGUGCAUCACUGCAGACAAUAUGGACUCGCACUCAAUAUGCACUCAAAGGCAUCUCGGCAGCCUUUGCAGAGCUGCAGCAAGCUGGUCUUUGCUGUGAUUCUUUUACGCUCAUUCGGCAGACCCCGAAAAGUCAAAUCCUCGUCGACGGUCGUCGGCUUUUCGUUGAGCUCUACUCUAUCCAAUCGAGAACAAUUCUCGAAUUCUUGGAUCUUGUUGAGACCACGCCGGACCUCUCAGACGAUUUCGCAGUACGCUGCUGCGCACACCAUGCUUCAACUAUCCUGCCGGAUACAUUGUCGGGCCUUCGCCUAUCUAAAGGCAAAUCGAUAUCUACGGCAUCCGUUGAGCGGUGCGUGCACCUCUGUGCAUUAGCUGUACAAGUCUUGUGUCUCGGUCUUGUCUCCUACUGCCAGGCUCAUACGGGAGCUGUGGAACUGUUCUUCCUACAACACAAGCUCACCGAAAUACAGCCUUUUGGUUCGCGACCUAUCGCCAGCACUGGUCCGAGACUUCGUGCUCGGCUCCAAGAUCUAACAUGCUUUGGCUCAAUGCUGCGUGGCCCCGUGCUCGUGUUUGGCUUUGCUCGCGAGCUCACUCUGGAUGACGACUUGCUUACCAAGUAUGACCUCCUCGCUUCGCCACAAGAUAUCAUCGACACGUGGGGACCUGGUAACUUCGUAGUAGGAGCGAAUGAGUCCGGUGAGCAGGGAAUUGUGAGUAUUAUGAUCGGAGGUGGAUGUAUCGCCCCUGGAGUCGAGCAGCAAGGAACUUAUCACUGGAGUCGGGAUUUGAGGAAAGCAUUCAACCAGGAGGACGAUCCUUUCACCACUACUCAGCAAUUGUCCGAACGUGGCAAGGCAGAGGACAAUGUGGAUCGCCAUUUGGUGACGAGUCAUUUUCUACACUACCUACAGCUGGAACGCAGUGAUCCGAAGAAAUUGGAAGUCUUACAGCUCAUUGCUGCGUUGCUCGGGUGGGAUGAUGCACAGCGCGAACAAGCCGGAUUGGUACGGCAAGUACGGCGGGUCUCCGAAACAGAUCUGGCGUGGAACAGACUUCCAAGAAUAUGGAUGAAGAAGAUUGUCUGA
Molecule: messenger RNA, 2334 nt
Organism: Zymoseptoria tritici IPO323
Lineage: Eukaryota; Fungi; Ascomycota; Dothideomycetes; Mycosphaerellales; Mycosphaerellaceae
Exons: 3
Coding region: 1-2334 (777 amino acids)
Biological process (GO): positive regulation of transcription from RNA polymerase II promoter by galactose
Cellular component (GO): nucleus
Molecular function (GO): DNA-binding transcription factor activity, RNA polymerase II-specific; RNA polymerase II cis-regulatory region sequence-specific DNA binding; zinc ion binding
Source: RefSeq, a predicted model, not a curated record